UACAUUGACAUUCACAGGAAACAAAGAUCUUCCACAGUUCACUUAUCUCUCGUGCAGCCCUGCAAACACAAAAACAGAGCGAGAUAGAUAUAGAGCGAGAGAGAUGAGCAUGGCGGCUCUCAAUAUCUUCACUCGCCCGUACUCACCAACAGCUUCUUCGCUUGGUCCCUAUGAUUUCAAUCAUCACAAUCGUUUCAAUGUUAGUAGUUGUAAAUUACAUUCUUUAUCUCCGAGAAAAUCAAACAACAGAACUUCCAGGCUCUACCAAAUACCGACCCAUUUCUCAAAGUCAGGCAGUGGAGGAUGUUCAUGGAUGCAAAACAAUUCCACAUGUCACAACACUGCAGCUGGCAAUGAUUGCAGCAGGCAAGGCGAAUUGUAUUCAGUUUUUCCCACAAAACCUGCCACUGUUUCCUCUGUGCAGGAUCUUUUCGAAUUCAUAUGCUCAGGUCCUUUAAUAGAGCAAAUGGGUCUCACCCCUGAAAAGGUAUCCGAGUCCAUUGACAAGUGGUUAGCUUAUGGAACGCAACUUUGUCGAUUGUUUCAGCUCAACGAAUUGUACCUUACAGUUCCUCAGAAAGCAAGGUUUUAUCACUACUAUAUACCAGUGUUUUUAUGGUGUGAAGAUCAGAUUUCUCAGCAUAGAUCCAUGUUCAAAGAUGGAGAAGAUAUACCUCCUUUAGUGAUUGGUUUUAGUGCACCACAAGGUUGUGGGAAGACUACACUUGUCUUUGCUCUUGAUUAUCUUUUCCAAGUUACUGGCAGGAAGUCUGCCACUAUAUCCAUUGAUGACUUCUAUUUGACGGCAGAGGGUCAGGCUAAACUGAGAGAAGAAAAUCCGGGAAAUGCACUAUUAGAGUUUCGUGGGAAUGCUGGGAGCCAUGAUCUUCCAUUCUCUGUUGAAACGCUCAUGGCUCUUGACAAUUUGACUAAAGAAGGUAUGAAGAUGAAACUCCCUCGCUAUGAUAAAUCUGCAUACAAUGGGAGGGGUGACAGGGCUUCUCCUUCAACAUGGCCAGAGAUUGAAGGGCCACUUCAGGCUAUUCUGUUCGAAGGUUGGAUGCUUGGUUUUAAACCCCUUCCUGCGGAAGUUGUCAAAGCCGUUGAUCCCCAGCUAGAGACAGUAAAUAAAAAUCUUGAAGCAUAUUAUGAUGCAUGGGACAAGUUCAUAAAAGCCUGGAUAGUCAUCAAGAUUAAGGACCCGAGUUGUGUCUACCAGUGGCGUUUGCAGGCAGAGAUUGCCAUGAGAGAGGCGGGCAAACCUGGGAUGUCAGACGAGGAGGUGAAAGAUUUUGUUUCACGGUACCUGCCCGCAUACAAGGCUUACCUGCCCACCCUCUACUCUGAAGGACCAAGCGGUUCAAAUCCAAAGCAUCUCCUUGUCAUCGAAAUUGAUGAAGGAAGGAAUCCCAUUCUAGGUUACUAGCUAGAUCGAAGGUUUUAGUGAAGCCCAAUCUUGGUUUCUUGAAUAUGUAAUUUCACGGCAAUUUGGCAUUAGAAAAUAUAUACCAUGUACAUGUUAGUUGUAGGGAUCCCUACACAUAAAAUCAAUUUUUUUCUUUGGCACA
This is a messenger RNA of Juglans microcarpa x Juglans regia, 1568 nucleotides long. Its product is annotated as D-glycerate 3-kinase, chloroplastic. The record is from RefSeq and is a predicted model, not a curated record. Bases 104 to 1426 code for a protein of 440 amino acids. Gene Ontology annotation, cellular component: cytoplasm. Gene Ontology annotation, biological process: photorespiration. NCBI's taxonomy places the organism in Eukaryota, Viridiplantae, Streptophyta, Magnoliopsida, Fagales, Juglandaceae. The transcript has 12 exons.